Messenger RNA from Impatiens glandulifera, 1317 nucleotides. Its product is annotated as interactor of constitutive active ROPs 4-like. Bases 143 to 1096 code for a protein of 317 amino acids. Lineage: Eukaryota; Viridiplantae; Streptophyta; Magnoliopsida; Ericales; Balsaminaceae. The transcript is spliced from 2 exons. The record is from RefSeq and is a predicted model, not a curated record.
AUUCUUUCUUAAAUGCUUAAUAAAUAACUAAAUUUCCUUCAGAAUUCAUAUGCUGAUUUUCUCUCUCUGAUCUCUUUGCAGGAGUUAAGGGUUUGGAGAAUAGCCCACUUCCGGUGAGGGCAGCUUCACCAUCGAGUCAGAUAUGCCAAGAUCAAGGUCAGAUCCGGCUAGGGGAUCGGAAAUGCCGAACCGGCAAACGCCCAAAGGACCAACUCCUCGGUCGUCUAGGACGUCUAGCUCGGAUUCUGAUCCGUCGCAUCUUAGACCCAUCAACAGGAACCCAAGAUCAGUCGAACGCCGUUCCCCGGCAAAGUCCGAACCUUUAACCCAGAAGAAACUUGGAACUCGAAUCGCAGACCUGGAAUCUCAACUGGGAGCAGCACAAACAGAGCUUAGGAUUCUAAAAGACCAGCUCGCCUCUACUGAAGAAGCCAAAAGACUCGCUGAAGAGCAAGACAACACAUCUGGAGACAAGCAAGAAAGUCAGCCGGAGACGGAUGUUUUCGAAGUCCUGGUUGAGACUUAUGAUACUAAAAAACCGGUUAGGUUCGAUGAUGAAUUAGCCUUGAAGAACGAGGAGAUAAGUUUACUGAAAUCCAUAAUAGAGGAGAAAGACAGGGAAUUGGAGAUUACUCGUAAUGGAAACAAUGCAAUGAUUGAGAAGGCAGAUGAACUACAUUCAUUGAUGGCGACAUACAGAAGCAAAGAAGUAGUGGCAGGACUGAAGUUGGGGGAGGUGGAGAAAGAACUAGAGGAGUGCAAAGAAAAUGAGAAUAGGAUUAAGGAGAAGAUAGAAGCCAUGGAAGCAUCUAAAGUGACUAUGGAAGCUGAGAUGAAGAAGAUGCGAGUACAAACAGAUCAGUGGAGGAAGGCGGCAGAUGCGGCGGCGGCCAUGCUAUCGGAAGUAGUGAUGGAGAAAAAUGGGAGGAAGAUAAUAACAACUGGGAAAUUUGGUUCCAUGGAAGGGAAGUACAGAGGAGGAGGAGGCAUGUAUGAUGCUGAUGAUGAAGAUGAAGAUGAUGAUGAUCUUGAAAUGGAUGGUAAGAGGAAAGGCUGGAUGUUUGGAGAUCUGUGGAGAAAGAAAGGCCAGAAAUGAAACAAAUCCACCACGACCACCACCCUUCUUUUCUCUUCAAGUUAGUUGCUUUUGUUUGUUUGUUUUUUUUAUCUGUUCUUAGUUCGAAAACUUGGAUAUUUUGUGGGUUGGAUUUGGUUGUUUAUUUAAUUAGUUUGGUUAAUUAAGACUUUUUUUGGGUUCAAAUGGAUGAUUGCAAAUUUGAUUAGUUUUUUAUUGCAUUGUGCUUACUCUUAAGUCAA